CGGGGGCGCGCUUCGCACGGCCCCGCCCACCUCCCUCAGCCCGGGUUGGAGCGCGCGCCUCCCGCAGUGAGUGAGAGUCGGGCGGGACGGACGCGUUGCACAGACGUGAAGAGGACGUGCACGGAUUGAGGCCCCUGCACGCGCACGCCGGGGAUUCAACGCGGGUGGGGACGAGCCGCUUGAGCGCACUCCCGCGGACUUUAGGAUAACUUUCACCAAGAGAUUGAGGCCUGGCGCCAUGCGGCCUCACUUCCUGCUCCUCUUCCUCUCAUCUGGCCUGGUGUUGUCCUCUGAAUGCCCGGCCGACUGCGUCUGCCGGGACCAGGACUCCGUCUUCUGCUUCCAUCGGCGCUCCAGCACCGUGCCCCGUGUCCCCGCCACCACCCGAGAACUCUUCAUCUUCCAGAGCAGCAUCAAUACGUUGACCCAAGAUGACUUCAAAGACCUGGUGGAAUUGGAGUUGCUGGAUCUGAGCCAGAAUGAGCUGGCAGAGAUUCCAGGCGGUGCGUUUGAGAUGCUGUCAAAGCUCAGGAACUUAGACCUGUCCUUCAACCGCAUUACGCACAUCUCCAAAGACAGUUUUUCCGGGUUGGUCCAGCUGGAGAGGCUGUAUCUCCAUGCCAACCUCAUUCAAAGCAUCCACUCAGAAGCUUUUGAAGGUUUUGAGAUGCUACUGGAACUUAAACUGCAAGGAAACCAGCUCACCUCUCUGCCAUCCCUUCGUCUCCCAAGACUUCUUCUUCUGGACCUCAGCUACAACAACAUCCCAACUCUGGGGCCCUCAGACCUUCAGACUCCCCACCUGGAGGCCCUUAAGGUGGCCUCACUGGGCCUCACUACUGUGAAUGAAGAUCUCAUAGCUUCUCUAGGGAACCUCCAUGAGCUCGACAUCUCCAAUAACCAGUUAAGUGAGCUGCCCCAGGCCCUGAAGCAUGACUCCCUCAAGGGGCUGACCAAGCUCAGCCUGGCUACCAACCCAUUGAGCGAGCUCCGUGUGGAGGACUUCCAAAGCCUGAGUGGGCUUCAAGAACUGGAUCUCAGUGGACUUAAUCUCCAGGGAUUUUCCCAAAGUUUCUUCCAGACCUUCCCAAGGUUGAUGCACCUGACUGCAGCUGAGAACCCAUUUAACUGCCUGUGUCCAUUAGCCUGGUUCCCUGUUUGGCUAAAGGAUAAGAACGUGGAUCUCGGGAGGCCUGAGGAAACCAGAUGUCACUUCCCCCUGGUCAAUGCCGGGAAAAUGCUUUCAGCACUUGAGCACAAAGACUUUGGGUGUCCGUCUAUCAGGACGGUGCUGACUGGCGUCCCCAUUGGCAGUACUAUAGCUCCACGGAUUCCAGCCACAUCUCCCGGGACCAUCCACACCAACGCUAUUCUUCCUCCUCCACCCAGUGAGGCCACAGCCUCCUCAAACACCCACGGCACCCUUUCACCAGAACCUCCAGUCUCCCAGAGCUCCACCAGCGGUGAGCACAUCUGCCCACUGAACAUCUGCCUCAAUGGGGGAACUUGUCAUUUUGAUCCGUCUGGUCAGCUCGGUUGCCUUUGUCCGUCGGGAACCUCUGGCCUCUACUGUGAAAAUGUGGACCAGGCUUCUGAGACCCCGAAGCCUUCAGCAGCAAAAGUUUUGCAGGCCGCCGCAAUGCCGGCUGAGCUCGAUGCCAUCAGUUCACGCCAGGUCACCUCCACUUCCAUCCUCCUCGAUCUGCACCGCUUCAUUGAGACGCGGCCGCACAUCCGUGGCAUCCGGUUGACUUACCGCAACCUCUCUGGGCCGGACCGCCGCCCCAUAAUCCUGAGUGUACCAGCAUCCUACCCAGAGUACACUUUGCGUGGGCUGAGACCCAACUGCACCUACUCGGUCUGCGCCAGCCCCCUGAGAGAGCGGGUCGCCCCGAGGGCCAACGGCUCUGCAGAGACGGGGUCGUGCACAGAGGCUCGCACCGAAGGGCCGCCGCUCUCGUCCUCGCAGCCCCGGGUGGAGACGCAGAGCCCGCUGACCUACACCCUCGUCCUGGCCGUGGCUGCGCUGGCGCUGGUGACGGGGUUGGCCGUGGUUGCCGGGGCGAUCGUCUGCGUUCGAAAGAGGAGGCAGUCCCGGGCGGAGCUGGAGCUGGAGCUGGACCCGGCGGGUCCCGACCCCGUGGGGCAGGAGGGGGUGAAGGCCUGUCUGGAGAACGGGGCGAAUGGGACGCUCUCCCACAAACAGCCGGAGAUCGACCACGGUCACAAUCCUCAGCCGCCCCAACGGAACGGGGGUUUGGACUAUGAACUACCCUUGAUGCAAAGACACUGCUCAUCAAAUAACAAUCUAGCGUCCUCAAAGCCAUCUUGUUUUUAAGAUGAAUAUAAAUAAACUGCAAAACCAUUUUAAAGUCGUUGAAGGCAGAUGGUCCUUCAGGAAAUUGUUCAUUGUUCAUCCUAAUAUCAGAUAUCCACAAUUGGAAAGGUGUCAUUUACGGUCCCUUUGGUUGAAAAAGAUACUUCAGACUGGAUCUUAAUGGGGAUUAAUCAGGAAGAAGUCCUCCAGCGACGUUGGUUGGGUGUGAAAACUAAACAAGUUAUUAAACUAAGUGCAGACAAGUGGGAGGGUCCACGGUCGUGGUCGUUGUGUUUGUGUCACAGGAACUUUGGGAGUACGGUGAAAUCGUUUUUGCUGGAUUAGGGAGGGACUGUCUGGAGUGAAAGGGCCCAUCGGUGUUUGGGCUACUGAAGAAGUGGGGAUCAUGAAGAGAACUCGCACCGACCCUCUUCCAGGGUCCCACGCUGACGAAGUUUGCAUGAAGAAAUGUCAGAACUCAAACGGUUUACUUUUCUGUUGAUAUUAUCUAAUCUGGAAUAAUUCUUCUCUCAUCACACGGAUGGACUGAUUUACGUUUCUUCGUCUUGUUGAAGGGUUGAUGUCGGGGGACCAUCGAGUGUUUUCUCCACCAGGAGGAACCACAGAUUCUUCACUCGAAGCCAAACCCAAAACUGUGUUCAAAGGACCUUUUCCUUUGGCUUUAGGCCGAGUGGUGAUCGGCUCCUCGGCCUCGGAUCACUGAUGUGCGUUUGGCUUGUUUACAGCGAGCCGGGCUGCGAAAUGCUCGCUGCACCAUUUGGAUUCAUUUGUUUGCCUCGUUUUUCACUUUUACUUCUUAUGUCUAGGAAAGAAUCUCAGCCAUGUGCCGUAGCAGCUGAGCGGAACCUUUAUAACAUCGUGUUGUGGGACAUUACGCACUGAAGUGUCCUUCCAGAAAGGGACGUGCGUCCACUCAGCAGUCGGAGGACGCGUUCCAUCUGUUGGUUCAGGUGUCCGUCUGCACUAGAACUCGACUGGCUUCAUUCUGUCAGUUCCACUACAAACAUGAGCGCUCGACGCUGGAGGCCGGAGAUGUUGAGAUAUCCGCACAGAGCGUCUCAACCUUCCCGGAUUAUUUAGGGGAGGCUUUGGGUUUUUAAUCUUAAUCUGUUGUUUUGUGUUUCUUUGUUCAUCAAUUACAGCUUUGUGUGUGUCUGUCAAUGAGCUGAGAAAAGACCAGUAUUAAAAAGACAAACCUGCUUUGGA
Messenger RNA from Gasterosteus aculeatus aculeatus (three-spined stickleback), 3544 nucleotides. RefSeq names its product vasorin. Gene Ontology annotation, molecular function: protein binding. The record is from RefSeq and is a predicted model, not a curated record. NCBI's taxonomy places the organism in Eukaryota, Metazoa, Chordata, Actinopteri, Perciformes, Gasterosteidae.